Molecule: messenger RNA, 6726 nt
Organism: Chelonoidis abingdonii (Abingdon island giant tortoise)
Lineage: Eukaryota; Metazoa; Chordata; Testudines; Testudinidae
Gene: PREX2
Product: phosphatidylinositol-3,4,5-trisphosphate dependent Rac exchange factor 2
Biological process (GO): positive regulation of GTPase activity; G protein-coupled receptor signaling pathway; intracellular signal transduction
Cellular component (GO): plasma membrane
Molecular function (GO): protein binding; GTPase activator activity; guanyl-nucleotide exchange factor activity
Source: RefSeq, a predicted model, not a curated record
CUUGCUGGAAAAGAACCCACGCAGUUGUGUUGCUUUGCUCCUCUGGCUCUCAAAACACUUCUUGAGCAGGGGAAGAGCGGGACUGGUUAACAGCCUGCAAGCCACGGAAGACCAGCCCCCCGCUAUGUAACCAAGUGGGGUCUUUUGUUGUCCCAUCUGAACUUUGCUAGAGGAAACACCGAGGCAGCUUUUCCUAUUGGUGGCUGCAAACAGCGGAGGAGCUGGGAGAAGCAGGAGCUGGGAGUGAGGCUUCGCUCUGGGGAACAAUGACAGAAGAAAGCAAAGGGGAAGGGAAAGGGGAAAGCGGGAAGGAUCCGGAGAAACAGCUUCGCCUCAGGGUGUGCGUUUUGAACGAGCUUCUGAAGACUGAGCGGGACUAUGUGGGCACUUUGGAGUUCCUGGUGUCGGCAUUCCUUCAGAGAAUGAUCCAGUUUGCUGCCUCCAAAGUGGAUAAAAAUAUCACAGAGGAAACAGUUAAGAUGCUGUUUUCAAAUAUUGAAGAUAUUCUUGCAGUUCACAAGGAUUUCCUGACCCUAGUGGAGGAUCGUUUGCAUCCUGAACCUAAUGCACACCAUGAAGUGGGAAUCUGCUUUCUUCACUUUAAGGACAGAUUUUGUAUCUAUGAUGAAUACUGUAGUAACCAUGAGAAGGCACAGAAACUUCUGCUUGAACUUAACAAAAUAAGAACAGUACGGACUUUUCUUUUGAACUGUAUGUUGCUUGGAGGACGUAAGAACACAGAUGUUCCACUGGAAGUAUAUCUAGUAACACCAAUACAGAGAAUAUGCAAGUAUCCCCUCCUUUUGAAGGAGUUAUUGAAGCGGACGCCAAAGAAACACAGUGACUACACAGUAUUAAUGGAAGCUCUGCAGGCCAUGAAAGCUGUCUGUUCCAAUAUAAAUGAGGCUAAGAGACAAAUGGAAAAAUUAGAGGUUUUGGAAGAAUGGCAGUCUCACAUUGAUGGAUGGGAGGGGUCCAACAUCACAGAUACAUGCACGGAAAUGCUAAUGUAUGGAGUGUUGUUGAAAAUUUCUGCAGGAAAUAUCCAGGAGCGGGUAUUUUUUCUUUUUGACAAUCUUUUGGUCUACUGUAAACGAAAACACAGACGAUUGAAGAACAGCAAAGCCUCUACUGAUGGCCAUCGGUAUCUUUUUCGAGGCAGAAUAAACACAGAGGUAAUGGAAGUGGAGAACGUAGAUGAUGGCACAGCUGACUAUCAUAGCAGUGGCCACAUUGUUGUUAAUGGCUGGAAAAUCCACAACACAGCAAAGAACAAAUGGUUUGUAUGCAUGGCAAAAACUUCUGAAGAGAAGCAAGAAUGGCUGGAAGCUAUUCUAAAAGAGAGAGAGAGAAGAAAAGGUUUAAAAUUGGGUAUGGAACAAGAUACUUGGGUGAUGAUCUCUGAGCAGGGAGAGAAGCUCUACAAAAUGAUGUGCAAACAAGGGAACCUAAUCAAAGACAGGAAAAGAAAACUAACUACUUUUCCCAAAUGUUUUCUGGGAAGUGAGUUUGUGUCCUGGUUACUGGAAACUGGAGAAAUACACAAAUCUGAAGAAGGUGUUCAUCUUGGCCAAGCUUUGUUAGAGAAUGGCAUUAUUCACCAUGUUACAGAUAAGCACCAGUUCAAACCUGAACACAUGCUCUACAGGUUCCGUUAUGAUGAUGGAACAUACUAUCCAAGAAGUGAAAUGCAGGAUGUGAUUUCCAAGGGUGUAAGAUUAUACUGUCGUCUUCAUAGUCUGUUUACUCCAGUUAUUAGGGAUAAAGAUUAUCAUCUGAGGACCUAUAAAUCUGUAGUCAUGGCUAACAAACUGAUAGACUGGCUAAUUGCACAGGGGGAUUGUCGGACCAGGGAAGAAGCGAUGAUCUUCAGUGUAGGACUUUGUGACAAUGGGUUUAUGCACCAUGUCUUAGAAAAAAGUGAAUUUAAGGAUGAGCCACUUCUUUUUCGCUUUUUUGCGGAUGAAGAAAUGGAAGGAUCAAAUAUGAAGCACAGGCUUAUGAAACAUGAUUUAAAAGUAGUGGAAAAUGUCAUAGCCAAGUCACUAUUGAUUAAAUCUAAUGAAGGCAGCUAUGGUUUUGGUUUAGAAGACAAAAACAAAUUACCAAUUAUUAAAUUAGUGGAGAAAGGGUCAAAUGCUGAGAUGGCAGGCCUGGAAGUUGGGAAGAAGAUAUUUGCCAUUAAUGGUGACCUAGUUUUUUUGAGACCCUUCAACGAAGUGGAUUGCUUCCUGAAAGCAUGCUUAAACAGCAGAAGGCCCCUCAGGGUACUUGUGAGCACAAAACCAAGGGAGACAGUGAAGAUCCCUGACUCUGCAGAUGGGCUUGGAUUCCAAAUCCGGGGCUUUGGUCCAUCGGUUGUCCAUGCUGUUGGAAGAGGAACUGUGGCAGCUGCAGCAGGUCUCCACCCUGGACAGUGCAUAAUUAAAGUGAAUGGAAUUAAUGUCAGCAAAGAGACUCAUGCAAGUGUUAUCGCCCACGUCACAGCCUGCAGGAAAUACAGGCGUCCAAUGCAGCAAGAUUCCAUACAGUGGGUAUAUAACAGUAUAGAGAGUGCACAGGAAGACCUUCAGAAAGCGAACUCCAAACCCCCUGGAGAUGAGGGAGGAGAUGCCUUUGACUGCAAAGUGGAAGAAGUAAUUGACAAAUUUAACACAAUGGCAAUAAUUGAUGGGAGGAAGGAUCAUGUGAGUCUCACUGUUGAUAAUGUUCAUCUGGAAUAUGGAGUGGUUUAUGAGUAUGACAGUACGGCUGGAAUAAAAUGCCAUGUGGUGGAGAAAAUGAUUGAACCAAAGGGCUUUUUCAGCUUGACUGCAAAGAUUCUUGAAGCCCUGGCUAAAAGUGAUGAGCAUUUUGUGCAAAACUGCAACAGUUUGAAUUCUUUAAAUGAAAUAAUCCCCACUGACCUCCAAAGUAGAUUCAGUGUAAUUUGCAGUGAGAAAAUUGAGCAUAUCUACCGAAGAAUCUCUAGUUAUAAAAAGUUUUCACGAGUGUUAAAAAAUAGAGCAUGGCCUACCUUUAAACAGGCCAAGUCAAAGAUCUCACCACUUCACAGCAGCGAUUUCUGUCCAACCAACUGCCAUAUCAAUGUAAUGGAAGUCUCUUAUCCUAAAACCUCAACUUCUCUUGGUAGUGCCUUUGGUGUGCAGCUAGACAGCAGAAAGCAUUCUUCACAUGAGAAAGAAAACAAGAAUAGUGAGCAAGGUAAACUGAGUCCCAUGGUUUACAUACAACAUACCAUUACCACCAUUGCAGCCCCUUCAGGACAUUCCCUAGGUCAACAGGAAGGCCAUGGUCUGAGAUAUUUGUUAAAGGAAGAGGACUUAGAAACACAAGAUGUCUAUCAGAAAUUGUUGGGCAAAUUGCAAACUGCACUGAAAGAGGUGGAAACAUGUGUCUCUCAGAUAGAUGACCUUCUCUCUUCAAUAACCUGUUCUCCCAAAUCAGAACGUAAAACACCUGAGCCCUUAAUACCAACAGACAGUGACAAUGAAAAGGGAGAAAGGAAUGGGAGAAGGGUCUGUUUCAAUGUAGCAGGUGAUGAGCAGGAAGAUUCUGGUCAUGACACCAUCAGCAACAGGGAUUCAUACAGUGAUUGCAAUAGCAACAGGAACUCCAUUGCCUCAUUUACCAGCAUUUGCAGUAGCCAGUGCAGUUCUUACUUUCACAGUGAUGAAAUGGACUCAGGUGAUGAACUUCCCUUAAGUGUUCGCAUUUCUCAUGAUAAACAGGACAAACUUCAUAGCUGUUUGGAGCAUCUUUUUGGUCAGGUAGACUCAAUUGUCAAUCUUCUGAAAGGACCAGCUGUAAUGCGGGCCUUUGAACAAACCAAGUUCUUCACGCCAGGUCGAGGCCUGCAAGAGUUUCAGCAGGAAAUGGAACCUAAGCUUAGCUGUCCAAAGAGAUUACGACUUCACAUCAAGCAAGACCCUUGGAACCUUCCCAGCAGUGUUCAAAAUCUUGCACAGAAUAUCAGAAAAUUUGUUGAAGAGGUGAAGACAAGAAUACUUUUGGCACUCCUUGAAUAUACAGAUAGUGAGAUACAGCUCAGACGAGACAUGGUCUUCUGCCAAAGUCUGGUGGCCACAGUCUGUGCUUUUUCAGAGCAACUAAUGGCUGCCUUAAAUCAGAUGUUUGACAACAGCAAAGAGUAUGAAAUGGAGACUGGAGAGGCCAGCAGAAGGUGGUUGGAACAGAUAGCUAAUGCAGGUGUCCUCCUUCACUUCCAGUCAUUGUUGUCACCUAACCUGACUGAUGAACAAGCCAUGCUAGAAGAUACGUUGGUUGCUUUGUUUGACCUGGAAAAAGUUACUUUUUAUUUUAGACAGUCAGAACUAGAACCAAUAGUCGCAAAUGUUCCAAUCACGUAUCAAGCAGAAGGAAGCCGGCAAGCUUUGAAGGUUUACUUUUAUCUUGAUAGUUACCAUUUUGAGCAGCUUCCUCAAAAGCUGAAGAAUGGAGGAGGGUUUAAAAUCCACCCAGUACUUUUUGCACAAGCACUGGAGAGCAUGGAAGGAUAUUAUUACAGAGACAAUGUGUCAGUAGAAGAAUUUCAAGCCCAGAUUAAUGCAGCCUCACUGGAAAAGGUCAAACAGUAUAACCAGAAACUCAGGGCAUUCUACCUGGACAAGUCGAACCUCCCUCCAAAUUCAACAUCAAAAGCUGCUUAUAUAGAUAAGCUGAUGCGGCCCCUCAAUUCUUUGGAUGAACUUUACCGACUGGUAGUGUCUUUUAUCCGAUCCAAGCGCACAGCGGCUUGUGCUUACACUGCUUGCAGUGCCUCUGGAGUUGGAUUGCUGUCAGUUUCUUCAGAACUCUGUAGCAGACUUGGAGCUUGUCACAUCCUAAUGUGCAACAGUGGAGUUCAUCGAUUCCAGUUAUCAGUCAGUUUAAAAAUGGUGUUGAUGUUAGUCAUAUGCACUGGGCUGCCACCCGCGUUCCUGACUCAGGGAACUCCAGUUAUUAGAAAGAGACAGGGAGCAAGAGUGCAGAACACUGCCAAGAAUUUAGGAGUGAGGGACCGAACACCACAAUCAGUCCCAAGAUUAUACAAACUGUGCCAGCCACCACCUCCUGCUGGGGAAGAAUGAAGAGAACUACCCAAGAAGUAAUCAAGUAACAUCUUUUAAGACAUUGGACUAUACAGCAAAAUUAAAUGGCGUUCUAGUAGAACGUGCUUGGAGAAUUGAUAAAUAGAGGCUGUUUACUCGGGAUAAAGAAGUGUCUGUCCUUAAUAUUUUUCUAUCGGCAUUGGACAACUGACAUCUGGAGAAAAUAUUUCUGGACUCCAUGCACUAUGGUCUCCCUUCCAUAAAAGAGGAACUUUAUGAGUUUUUACCUGGAAAUUUUACACUGGAAUCAGGUUGUAUCUCUUGUGGCCAGUUCAGCAACACAAAUAACCCCAUUAUGCAUUGUCAGCAGCAUGAAAGCAAAUAUCUAAUGGCAAAGCCAUUCCAUCUGAACCAUAUAAAAGCUGUUCACAGAAUGAACUCAAAAGAGAAAAAAGCCUAAAAUAAAUCCUCCAGAGUUUGACACUUGACACCAUUUGAUGUCCCAUGCACUGCUAAUUCCCUUCUUUCCCACCAAUAUUUUAUCAUAAUUUCCUAAUUUUUAGCAAUAAGGAAAUUAACACUUCUGGUAGAUGCUGUAAAUGCCUAUUAAAAAUAAGAAUUAAUCUCACAAGUAGUCCCAUUGACUUCAACCUGACUACUCAUGUGAAUAAAUACUUAUUUUAGCUCCAACACAGUAAACUCAGCUAUGUCUUAAGGGGUCAAUUGUUGUACUGGGUUUAAAGAAGCCUAUUACUGCAUAGUGAAUUGAUGGUGCUGUUUUACCCUUUCUGAAGUUGCCAUAAGAAUGAAAAAUAAACUUCAGUUAGAGAAAAUUGACAGUAUGGGUCCGAUUUCCACUCAUAAUUAGAAAGAAGUUCAGACUUUGACCUGUAAAAGCUGUCUCAAAUAUACCUUGUUGUGCUUCUGUAUUUCAGGGGUCUUCAAACAGUAGUGUAUAUCUUUGUACAGUAUUAUACAUGCUAUAAUAGCUAAGCAGUGUACAUUGAGCUAAGGGCAAACUUCUAGCUUUAAACUGGAAUAUUUUGCAUUUUAGAGUAUUUAAGAUAAAGCAUAGUUUUGAAGCUUAAUAUUUUUAUACCAGCAUAUACAAUAUUUUGUCAGUUACAUUUUACAGUUGUAGAAGUUGUUGGAGAUUGGUGACUUUAUAAUGUUAUGGAUUUAAUUUGCAGACUGUAUUAAGAAUGUUGAGGGACCAUGACAAAUAUACACAUGUUUAAUUGUUUUCUGGCCAAAGUGUUUUUAGAGAAAAUAAAUGCACCAAAAUUACCCUUCACAUUCAUACACAUUAAAGCAAAAACAAUGUUUUAAAAUAUUGCUACUAGUAAUAGUUAGAUAUUAGAGAGUAGCGUAUAUAAUCUAAAUCUAUAAGUAUUUUCUGUACUACAGCUAGUUAUAGUUAUGCGUUGGCACAAAAACCUCUACAUCAUAGAUUUAGCAGAUCUAUAUUUACUUAUUUAUGAAUUUUCAACACAUUUAUUAACUCUAACUCAUACAGAAAUAUGUCAGUACAGAGUUUUUUAUGUAGGACGUACCGUGGGUUUAUUACUUUUCUCCAAAGGAGACAUUAAUAUGCCUACCUUCUUCAGUAUUCUUGAUUUUGCUAUAAAGAACUUCAUUUUGGUAACAAAGUAAAUAUUUUUGUAUACACACAGGU